CUCAACUGUUGUGCACAUAGAAACUUUCUGAAUAAAAGAAAUAGAGAAGUUAAACGUAUGUGCCACCACCAAAAUCGUCUCUAAAAACUGUUCACAGGAAAUAUUGGAGAAAACAAUCAGGAAAGACAGCAUAAGGCCGAUGCAAACCUAGAACAGGUUAAUGAGGAAUCAAUGCUUGAGGAAACUCAGAAAUCCAGUACAAAGGAUCAAGAGCAGGUUGACAGAGAAGAAGCUGGAGGGCUUCAGAUAACGUCAUAUCUGAAUGAACAAUGUCAGAUCACGUGCUGGAGGAGGUAUUCAUAAAGCGCUCUCAGCAAAAGAAGAAAACUUCACCCUUAAACUUCAAAGAGAGAUUGUUUGUACUCACACAGGAAAAGAUUGCCUACUACGACUAUGACUUUGAAAAGGGGAAAAAGAAAGGAUUAAAGGGAUUUGUUGACAUUGAGAAGAUUAAAUGUGUUGAGAUUGUGACACCAGAAGACAAUGCUCCUUCUGAACGAUUGUUCCCAUUUCAGAUAGUCUAUGAUGAGGGACCACUCUACGUAUUUGCCAAAACAGAUGAUAUACGAAAGCAGUGGAUACAUAAACUUAAGCAUGUGGUGCGGUUCAACAAAGACCUAAUGGAAAAAUACCACCCCUGCUUUUGGGAGGAUGGAAUGUGGAAGUGUUGCCAGCAGGAAGCCAAACAGGCUAUGGGCUGUAAGGUGCUGGAAAUGAGAAAUGGAGGAUUUUCCAUAGGAUCUCGGCGUAAGUCUAGAAAACCUCUCCCACCUACACCUGAAGAGUUUCCUCAGGAAAAGCACUUUACAUCUUUGCCCCAAGAGCCACCAAAGCAGCAUGGUUUCUUUGUGGGUAUGACAGUCAUUGCUGAAUAUGAGUACACCCCCAUGGCAACCCAAGACCUGGAGUUGAAAAAGGAUGACGAAUACACAAUUUUGGAAAUAUGUGAUGCCAAUUGGUUUAGAGCCAGAGACAAACAUGGCAAAGAGGGAUAUAUACCAAGUAACUAUGUUGUUGAGGCCUUAAAUGGAUUGGAGAAGUUUGAAUGGUAUUGCAAAAACAUGAACCGCAGCCAAGCAGAAAAUUUACUUAAGACUGAGAAUAAAGAUGGUGGCUUUCUGGUGCGAGAUUCUGGAAAAUACACUGGAAAAUAUACUGUCUCUGUUUUCACCAAGGGUACUGGAGAAAUGGUUGGCAGCUGCCGACACUACAACAUAUUAACCACUCAACAAGGACAGUUUUACCUGGCAGAGAAGCAUUAUUUUGAUAAUAUUCCAGACCUCAUCAAUUACCACCAGCACAAUGCUGCAGGACUGGUGAGCAGACUAAAAUACAUUGUGUCAAAUCAAGGUCAGAACGCUCCAUCCACUGCUGGUCUGGGUUAUGGAGUCUGGGAGAUUGACCCCCGCCAACUCACUUUUAUUAAAGAAUUAGGUAGUGGACAAUUUGGGGUCGUUAAAUAUGGAAAGUGGCAGGGUAGGCAUGAUGUAGCCAUCAAAAUGAUCAAAGAGGGUUCAAUGUCAGAGGAUGAUUUCAUCGAAGAGGCUAAAGUCAUGAUGAAACUUCAUCAUGAAAAUCUAGUUCAGCUGUAUGGUGUUUGCACAAAACAAAGACCUAUUUACAUAGUAACGGAGUUUCUUCCAAAUGGAUGCCUACUGACCUACCUUCGGGAGUCCCUGCGACACCCCUCUACUGUUCAGCUCCUUGAGAUGUGUAAAGAUGUGAGCGAAGGAAUGGCCUACCUAGAAUCCCAACAGUAUAUUCACAGAGACCUUGCUGCCAGAAAUUGUUUAGUGGAUUCAAAUGGGACUGUUAAAGUGACCGAUUUUGGACUGUCACGGUAUGUGCUUAAUGAUGAAUAUACUAGCUCUGUUGGCGCACAGUUCCCUGUACGUUGGUCACCUCCUGAAGUACUCCUUUACCACAAAUUCAGCAGCAAGUCAGAUAUCUGGGCAUUUGGUAUUUUAAUGUGGGAAGUCUACACACUAGGUAGAAUGCCAUAUGAACGUCUGAAUAAUCCUGAGAUAGUGCAUGAAGUUACUGCUGGCUACAGACUGUAUCGUCCUCAGAUGGCCAAUGACACAAUAUACUCCAUAAUGACCAAAUGCUGGCAUGAGAAAGCAGAGGAGCGUCCCACAUUUCAGGAUCUUGUGAUGGUCAUUCAGGAUUUGCUUGACAAUCUGCACUAGACCACAGACCUAGUAACAAUAAAUGCCUGAUGUGAAGGGUAGCUCUGCAAAAGAAAUAAAGAUUUGGUCCUGAACAGCAGCUACAUUUACGAUUAGUAACCAUAAAGAGAUUAUUUAAGAUUUUGUGUAACUUUCUAUAUGAAUGCUUUUCAUAUUAUGUUUCUGCUUUUUGCCAUCUCAAAUUGUAAUGUUUACUGUGUACAUUUCUCCUCAGAUUCCAAAAGUCAGUUAUCAAAUCCAGAUAUUACAUAACUGCACCUACAAAUUCAAAAUUAAUUUAAUUUUGAUUGCUUUGCACUGCAUGAAGAGAGCUGAAUAUGAAACUGUAAACUCCAACUUAAACAGCUAAAAUAUGGAGGUAUCAUGGAACUUGAUGCCCUGAAAGGUUUAAUUCCAUCAGUUCAUAAAGAUCCAAAAAAAAGUGUAUCAUGAAUGAAUAUUUGACUGGACCAUGCAGUAGGAGCCUGCAAACUAAAGUCAUAAAUGAAAUUCCAAUGUAGUCAUAAAAUACUAAUAAAUAAAAUGAAAAUCA
Molecule: messenger RNA, 2721 nt
Organism: Neoarius graeffei (lesser salmon catfish)
Lineage: Eukaryota; Metazoa; Chordata; Actinopteri; Siluriformes; Ariidae
Gene: btk
Product: Bruton agammaglobulinemia tyrosine kinase
Exons: 20
Coding region: 270-2189 (639 amino acids)
Biological process (GO): B cell receptor signaling pathway; intracellular signal transduction; T cell receptor signaling pathway
Molecular function (GO): ATP binding; non-membrane spanning protein tyrosine kinase activity; protein binding
Source: RefSeq, a predicted model, not a curated record